This is a messenger RNA of Penicillium manginii, 1347 nucleotides long. RefSeq lists its product as uncharacterized. Bases 1 to 1347 code for a protein of 448 amino acids. The transcript is spliced from 3 exons. NCBI's taxonomy places the organism in Eukaryota, Fungi, Ascomycota, Eurotiomycetes, Eurotiales, Aspergillaceae. The record is from RefSeq and is a predicted model, not a curated record.
AUGAGAAGUACUAGGGAGGACCGGUAUGUGGGUCUCUAUCUGGCCGCAUUUCUGCCAAACGGUCGCCUCUUGUCGCGUGAUGCCUCAUACAUCUCGGCUGCGGGUUGGCUGAAGUACUACGACGGACUAUGCCGUUCCGAGAAGACCCUUCGUUUUAUCACGCUCGCACAUGGCCUGUCAAUGCUGGCCACCAGGGAUAAGGACAGUCAGAUGAAAGUAAAAGGUGUCCAGGCUCAUCGCAUGGCUCUGCAGGAGAUGCGUAAGGCUGUGCAGGACUCGCAAAGAGCCACUGGGGAUGGGCUUUUAGCGGCUGUAAGGCUUUUUCGUUUCUAUGAGAUUCUAUAUGGCGCUGAGUCAAAUGGUACAAAAGAUUCAAACCCUAACGCCCAGAUCAAGGGUUACUAUGCCCAUACUGAAGGUGAAAUGGCCCUGUUCAUGAAUAGAGGUUGCCAGAAGAAGUGGAGCGAACCGGGAAGGUAUCUACUAGCAAGCGGACGUAUCGUAUCGUUUAUUUUUGGCGUUGGCCGACGAGAGCGCUCUCCCUUUGAUGAUAGUCAAUGGAUGACAGUUCCUUGGAAAGAGACAAAAAAGUCACCUCUUGAGGAAUUGACCGAUAUUAUGGUCCAAACCCCCGGCUUAUUGGAAGAGCUGGACAAUAUUCGAGCAUCCCCUGUGGCAAAGCGUUCCCCACUGGUGUGGGAGGAAUUUCUUGAUAAUUGCUCCCGCAUCGAGCGACAAUUACUUGCCUGGAGGAUUAGCAUGGGAGAUGAUAUAGGAACCUACGACUACACCCGAUCAUGCAGUACCCUCCCACUACCGAAAGAGGAUAGGGAUUAUCCAGUGCUGCAUAUGAGCUUCUUUUACUGGAGCUGCUCUAUCAUUCUAUACACCACCAUUCACAUCGCCAUGGAUCAGGCGAUUCGAAACCAAGUUGACACCCACUGUUCUCCGAUUCCAUUCUCGUCGCCGGAGUACCCAAACUAUCACGAUGAACGGAAUCCUACCCUGCACGCUCACAGAAUAAUCCACGCUUUGCCCCUAUCCUAUAGACCUCACGCAGGCGGCUAUGCAGCCCUUAGUUCAACCUUUCCGCUUGGCAUGGCCGUGCGCUAUCUAUUGGUCGCCCAUCUUUUCCCAGGUAACUCCGGACAUACAGAAUAUGAAUUCCUACAACAAACUCUGUCGCGGCCGUUCAUGGGUGCGUAUAUCGCACGUUUUAUUAAUCAUCUACAUAAAGAAGCCACACCGGCACAAUCUCUGAAGGAUAUGCCGGGAUGGCACGGAACGGAACUGAGGGCUAUGAGAUGGUGGUUUGGACCUGCGGCUGAGAUUGAGUCGGAGCGAUAG